This is a messenger RNA of Hyaena hyaena (striped hyena), 2088 nucleotides long. It is a transcript of the gene OCA2, whose product is annotated as OCA2 melanosomal transmembrane protein. Gene Ontology annotation, biological process: melanin biosynthetic process; transmembrane transport; melanocyte differentiation. NCBI's taxonomy places the organism in Eukaryota, Metazoa, Chordata, Mammalia, Carnivora, Hyaenidae. Gene Ontology annotation, cellular component: melanosome membrane. The annotation marks the transcript as partial. The transcript has 18 exons. The record is from RefSeq and is a predicted model, not a curated record.
UGCUCUACACUCACCGUUCAGGAGCUAUCAGUUUGUACCUUACAACUUCACUUUUGGAGAAAGAUCAAGUCUUCAGGCCAGUGGGGAGAGAGCAGUGAGAAGAGUGACAACGGAACAUGCAUCUAGAGAACAAAGAUGAUGGGCUGACCUCUGGUGUGCUGGAAAUGGAGCUACAUCAGGCAUCUGCUCCCAUGUGUGCUGGCCUAGGAAGGCCAGGGCUGGCAGGACUUGCCACCAGCAACUGCAGGCUACAGCAAGGAGUCAACAGGGUAGACCCCACAACCCCCUACCCCAACAGAGCAGCUGGGCAGAGCUGCUUGGCUUCUGUGGACCAGGAUUUUGGUUCAUUUCCUACAGAGUGGAGGUCUCAUUCUUCUUUACCUCAGUUCUCCAACUCCAGGUCAAAAGACUCCUGCUUUACAGAAAACACACCUUUGCUGAGAAAUUUCUCACAAGAGAAAGGGUCAUGGGGUAUGCCUUUUUGUCAUCCAGAGUUUAUCACUGCUGAUGAUUCUUGGGGGAACAGCUCAGCUGACUGGGAAGGAGGAUCCCUGCUGAGCAAAGACUUGGCUGGCUCCUCUGGAUCUGCCUCCCAUGAGAAAGGGGAGCUUCUGGACAGUGCUCACAUCAGGUCUCAUCUUUCAAAGCUGAGGCGCUGUAUACAGUGGCUGAAGGUCGCAAGCCUGUUUGUCUUUGUGGUGGUGUGCUCUAUUUUAUUCAGCCUGUAUCCAGAUCAAGGAAAAUUCUGGCAGUUGUUGGCUGUGUCACCCCUGGAAAGCUACUCUUCCAACCUUACCAGCCAUGCGGAUUCCACACUGCUCCAGGUGGACUUGGCAGGGGCCCUGGUGGCCAGUGGCCCAAGUCGUACUGGGAGAGAAGAACAUGUCGUGGUGGAGGUGACCCAGACCGAUGUUUCAGGCUCCAGACGGCGGCGGCCACAGCAGGUCACUCAGAAUUGGACCGUAUUUUUAAAUCCGAGGAGAAGUGAGCGCUUGGUGGUGAGCAGGAUCUUUGAGAUACUGAGCAGAGAUACUGUUUCUAUCAGCAUUCGAACCUCCCUCCAGCAGACCCAGGCUGUUCCUCUUAUGAUGGCUCAUCAGUACCUCCGUGCAAGCAUAGAAGCACAGGUGAUCAUUGCUGUGGUCAUCCUUGCUGGGGUCUACAUGCUGAUUAUAUUUGAGAUUGUUCAUAGAACACUGGCAGCCAUGUUGGGUUCCCUUGCAGCAUUAGCAGCACUGGCUGUGAUUGGAGAUAGACCUAGCCUGACCCAUGUGGUGGAGUGGAUUGAUUUUGAGACCUUGGCCCUGCUAUUUGGCAUGAUGAUCUUAGUAGCCAUAUUUUCAGAAACUGGAUUUUUUGAUUAUUGUGCUGUAAAGACGUACCGACUGUCUAGAGGAAGAGUGUGGGCCAUGAUCAUCAUGUUGUGCCUCAUUGCCGCUGUCCUGUCUGCCUUCCUGGACAAUGUCACUACAUUGCUACUUUUUACUCCUGUGACCAUAAGAUUGUGUGAGGUGCUCAACCUUGAUCCAAGACAAGUCCUAAUUGCAGAAGUGAUCUUCACAAAUAUUGGAGGAGCUGCCACUGCUAUUGGGGACCCACCAAAUGUCAUUAUUGUUUCCAACCAGGAGUUGAGAAAGAUGGGCCUGGAAUUCGCAGGAUUUACUGCACACAUGUUCAUUGGGAUUUGCCUCAUUCUGCUGUUCUCCUUUCCACUCCUCAGACUCCUUUUCUGGAACAAAAAACUUUAUAACAAGGAGCCCAGUGAUAUUGUUGAACUAAAGCAUGAGAUCCAUGUCUGGCGCCUGACUGCACAGCGCAUCAGCCCAGCCAGCCGAGAGGAAACAGCGGUUCGGGGACUGCUCCUGGGGAAGGUGCAAGCACUGGAGCACCUGCUGACCCGAAGGCUGCACACCUUUCACAGACAAAUCUCACAGGAAGAUAAAAAUUGGGAGGUCAACAUCCAGGAACUCCAAAAAAAGCACAGGAUAUCAGACAGAAUUCUGCUCACCAAAUGCCUGAUGGUGUUGGGAUUUGUUAUCUUCACGUUCUUUCUCAAUUCAUUUGUCCCUGGUGUUCAUCUUGAUCUUG